Messenger RNA from Physeter macrocephalus (sperm whale), 4924 nucleotides. It is a transcript of the gene PARP10, whose product is annotated as poly(ADP-ribose) polymerase family member 10. Gene Ontology annotation, cellular component: cytoplasm; nucleus. The coding region runs from base 1448 to 4480 and encodes 1010 amino acids. The transcript has 9 exons. Lineage: Eukaryota; Metazoa; Chordata; Mammalia; Artiodactyla; Physeteridae. The record is from RefSeq and is a predicted model, not a curated record. Gene Ontology annotation, biological process: negative regulation of gene expression; protein poly-ADP-ribosylation. Gene Ontology annotation, molecular function: transcription corepressor activity; NAD+-protein mono-ADP-ribosyltransferase activity; NAD+ poly-ADP-ribosyltransferase activity.
GGGGCUUCUCGCGGAUGGACCCUACCCGACUGGGUCGCCCUGCGGGCUUCUUUCCGAGCCCCAGGCCCGGGACCCGCGUCCCAUCCUGUCCGCUGAGGGGUGGCCUUCGGCCGUGAGGGCUGUAGACCUCUGGAGGCUGAGACCUAGCCUCUCCAAUUUCAAGGGUCAGGGAAUUUUGAGAAAUUUAUUCCUAAAUCUGGGAUUUGCUAAGUCUGACAAGCACUCUCCAUCCCUCCUUGGCCUUAAAACUCCACUUCCCCUUUCAUCCAAGUCUGUUCCACAUCAAGAGGCCUAAUUGUUUAAAUGCUCUAUCCUCUCUAGGAAACAAGUCCAGGUCCCUACUAGACCAGUUAUCCUUACUUGUUUUUAUCACAGAAUCACAAGCUGUAAGGGUGGCAUUCUUAGCCCUGUUUCGCUGCUAAGGGGCUGAGGCUUAGAGAUACCCCAGGACUGGAGGCCAAGUUAAAUUCCCUCGGCUCCAGCGGUCCUGAGGAAGUGCUGCCUGCCACCUCCAGGGACAUCCCUGCGACGUGGUCUCCUGGAGCCCUCUGCAGGAGUGCCUCUCCACCUGGGGCCUAGGAAUCUUACUGUACUUUCCGGCCUCUUGGAUAGUGGCCUCUCCCAGGCCCAGCAGUGAUUGGGAAGAGGCUCUGUCCUGUGCAGCUGGUGUGCUGGUUCACCGUUGAACGGCGGGCCCCAGGGAGGGGAAACCCUGAUCUGUACCUUUGCACUUGUCCUUCAUAGAAAUACCCCAUCGUGGCUGAUUUCAAGCGACCACCAGUUUAACAACUGAUUCACAAAGAUUCCUGAAAAUUGAACAAUGUAGUCAUGAUGUGAGUUGCUCCAGCACACUGCCGCCUGUGGUAGCAGGGAUUGGUGUAAUAAGUAAAUUAUACAGUAUGUUAGAAGAUGAUGAGUUCCAGGAGAGGAGAAAAUAUAGAGCAGGCAGGGAUGACUUCAGGUUUUGUAGAACUAGAAGCUCAUACAAUUUGAGGGGUCUUUUUUAAGAAAAAUAAUGAAAAAUGACAAAUGUGAAGUUGAGCCCAGGGCCCUAGGAGGGGCCCAUGCAAGUCACAGUUCCUUGAAGAAUUUUAGGUUCAACUGGAAUCUGCCACCAAGAACCUGGUAAGGUGAAUCCGGGGGAGGGGUGGCCAGGUGGCUCUGUAGGAGAGGCUGGUCUGGGAAGAGGGAAGGGCCAGUGCAAGGGCAUCGGGGAGGAGGGUCUGCUGCACUGGAUGACGGAGGAUGGGGGAUGCGGGGGGGUGCGGCAGAAGGGACUGGGGCCCGGUCAGUCCAGCCUGGCAGGUCCUCCCAAGGACUUUGGCUUUACUCUGGAGCCAGCUGUAGCAGCUGUCGGUGCCACUUAUAAGGCUCACCCUGCCCUCUGUUGCGGAUGGACAGUGCGAGUGGGCAGGAUUGGCAGAGAGAGAUCAGUUAAGAGGCUGUGAUGAUGGACGAGGAAGAGGCGGAGCUGGGGGCAGCCGUGGAACUCAGAGGCCUGCCCCCCGACGUCCCAGACGAGCUGCUCACACUCUACUUCGAGAACCGUCGAAGCUCUGGGGGUGGACCUGUGUCGAGUUGGCAGAGGCUUGGCCGCGGGGGCAUUCUCACCUUCCAGGAGGCUGCAGAUGCAGCGAGGGUCUUGGCCCAGGAGGAGCACACUCUGCACGGCGCUCGCCUGAGCCUGCGGCCAGCCCCACCACGCGCCCGUUCGCGCCUACUGCUCCAGGGACUGUCUGCUGGCAUGGGACCCCAGCGCCUGGAGCAGUACGUCCAAGCCCUGCUUUGUGCCGCAGGGCAGCCGGGGCAGCCGUGCCGUGCCCUGGCCAGUCCCCGGCCAGACCGGGCCCUGGUGCAGCUGCCCAAGCCCCUUUCAGAGGCAGAAGCCCGCGUCCUGGAGGAGCACGCGCAGGCCCUGGGCCUGGAGGGGGCUGAGGUCUCCCUGGCCUGGGUGCCUCAGGCCCGGGCUGUGCGUGUCGUGGGGGGCAACCCCCCUGCAGACCUGCUGCUGCUGGAGCUGUACCUGGAGAACGAGCGCCGCAGUGGCGGGGGGCCCCUGGAGGGCGUGCGCAGCCUGCCAGGGCACCUGGGCACCAUCGCUUCCUUCCGGCAGUGGCAGGUGGCCGAGCGGGUGCUGCAGCGGGCCCACCAGCUGCAGGGCUCCGAGCUGAGCCUUGUCCCCCACUACGAUGUCCUGGAGCCCGAGGAGCUCAGCGAGCACACCAGUGGAGGGGACCGCUUGGCCGGGUUGGGGCCGGGGGCCCCCAGGCGUGCUCUCCUGGAGGCCGGAGGGCCAGCAAGGGCACAGAAUUGUGCAGGGAAUGUGACAUUGGGCUCUGAGGAGGCACCGGGGCAAACAGGAGCCUCUCUGAGAACAGGCCCUCUCUGGGACAGGUCCUCUCUGGGACAGGCCAGUCCCGUCAGCUCAGGGCCCAUGGGGUCUUCAGAACAGGGGGCGCUGGUGAGCCCGGGGCCUCCGGGGUCUCCAGGCCCAGUGGAGAUCGCCGUGGAGUCUCUGGAGCAGGUGGCAUCAAUGAGCCUGGGCCCCGUGGGGUCACCGGGGCAGGAGGGCCUGGUGGAGACAGUGCUGCCGAUGGAGCUGGGAGCAAUGCGCUUCAUUCAACGCUAUCAUGAGGACCUUCUUGCUGGCCUGGGAGACGUUGCCCUCUUCCCACUCGAGGGAUCAGAUACGACUGGAUUUCGGCUCUGCGGAGCCCUGGCCCCAUGCCAGGCAGCCGAGGAGUUUCUGCAAAGUCUGUUGGGCAGCGUUAGCUGUCACGUGCUGAGCCUGAAGCACCCAGGCAGUGCCAGGUUCCUGCUGAGCCCAGAGGGGCAGCACCUUCUGCGGGGGCUGGAAGCUCAGUUCCAGUGCGUCUUUGGGACAGAGCGUCUGGCCAGGGCUGCCCUGGACACAGACCUGGGAGAGGUGGACCCCACUGAGGCCCUACAGGCCCUCCCUGGCCACUCCCACACCCUGUGGCCUCCAGACAAUACGGACAGUGACCAGGAGAAUAUGAGCCUAGAGGAGGUCCGAGAGCUGCUGGCCGCCCUGGAGGGCCUGGACGGGGAAGACUGGCUGCCACUGGAGCUGGGGGAGGAGGAGCCUGAGGGGCAGCCGGAGGAGGAGAAGACUCCCAGGGCUGGGGAAGGGCCCGUGGCCCCCAGCACCGGGGCGCCUGGGCGGCUGGAGGAGGAGGCCGAGCUGCAGCUGGCUCUCUACCGGUCACUGGAGCCACAAGGCCAGGUGGCCGAGCGGGAGGAGGCUGUGGCGCUGCAGCGGGCCCUGGCCCUCUCCCUGCUGGAGCCGCCCCCGCUGGAGGAAGAACAGGAGCUCCGGGGUGGGGCGCCUGGUAGCUGGGCCCAGCUGGAGGUGCAUGCAACCUUUGAGCAAGAUAUGGAUGAGCUGGACCGGACCCUAGAGGCGGCCUUGGAGGUGCACCUCCGGGAGGAGACGGUGGGGCCCCAGGGCUGCGUGCUGCCCGCGGAGCUGUGCGCCCGCCUGGAGCGGCGCCACGGCGUGAGUGUUGCCCUUCGUGGUGACCGCACCGUCCUCCGUGGCUUUGGGACCCAGCCCACCCGUGCGGCCCGCCACUUAGCAGCGCUGCAGGCUGGCCCCUGGGAUCAGAGCUUGGCCUUUCCCUCGGUGGCUUCGGGCCCCACUCGUGAGUCUGCAGCCCGCACGGGGGAGGGCAGGGUGGACCGGUGCCCCAGGCAUGGCCCGUACCCCCUUUCUCCCGGUGUGUCAGUGCCACAGCAGAGGCCGAGGGAGCCCUUGGGCAGGCUGGAGUGUGUGGCCGAGAGCAGCAGUGAGUUCCAUACGGUAGUGCAGGCCUUCUGCGACACACUGGACGCUGCCCACGGCAGGAUCUGUGUUGUCCAGGUGGAGCGUGUGUUGCACCCGCUGCUGCAGCAGCAGUACGAACUGCACCGGGAGCGCCUGGAGCAGUGCUGUGACCGGCGGCCGGCCGAGCAGGUCCUGUACCACGGCACGUCGGUGGCCACCGUCCCGGACAUCUGCGCGCACGGCUUCAACCGCAGCUUUUGCGGCCGCAACGGUGAGGCCUGGGGCCCUGAAGGGGCGUGGUCUCUGCCCACCGUAACCACCCUGACCCCCGUGCCUCCCCCGCCCGCAGGCACGCUCUACGGACAGGGCGUGUACUUCGCCAAGCGCGCCUCCCUGGCGGUGUUGGACCGCUACUCGCCCCCCGACGCCGAGGGCCACAAGGCGGUGUUCGUGGCGCGGGUGCUGACCGGCGACUACGGGCAGGGCCGCCGCGGGCUGCGGGCACCCCCCUCGCGGCCCCCCGGCCACGCGCUCCUGCGCUACGACAGCGCGGUGGACUGCCUCCCCCGGCCCGGCAUCUUCGUCAUCUUUCACGACACCCAGGCGCUGCCCACACACCUCAUCACUUGCAAGCACAUGUCCCGGUCUCCCCUUGGAGAGGCCCCUGGGCUCUUGAGCAACUCCCCAGCCACCUAACCCAAGAGGCCCCGCCCCCUCGGCCCAGCCGCUGGCCUCCUGCUCACCAGGCUCCCCGCUCCACACAGCCCCACCGCCCCCUCCCCCGCCCGAGCUGCCCCCGGGGGCGCCCCUGCCUCCUGCAGUGGUGCCCAUACGGGCGGCCGGACGAGGAGGGCUUGGGCAGGGUUCCCCGCCCCCCGCACCCCCGGGCCGGCCCAACCACCAGGGGUCAGCAGAGCCCAAGAGGAGGGGGGCCGGCCCUCGCCCGAGCGCGACUGUGUUGUUUGAAUAAAUGUGUACGUGAAACCAGGCGGUGUGACCUGCGAGCUUCGAGUCCGACCUGUUUGGGGGCAUGGCUAGGGGCGGGGGCCGGGGCGCAGAGUCCGCUGGUGCUUUGGGGCGGCCCUGGGCAGCCGGCAGAGGCCGGACCCGGCGCGCACCCGAGCGACCCCGCGUCGCCUU